Molecule: messenger RNA, 1449 nt
Organism: Durusdinium trenchii
Lineage: Eukaryota; Dinophyceae; Suessiales; Symbiodiniaceae
Source: the annotation of a GenBank genome assembly
UUGGUUUCUGACAGAACAUUCCAAAAGCUUUGGAGAAGGAUUCAUCCUGGUUCAUGUGUUUUUUUGGCUCAAAGUGAUAGUCAGGUCGACUAAGUUGGUGUUUGUUUGAAAAAUCUGAGUUUCUGAGUUUCAGAGAUUGCCACGUCAUGAUUGCCACGUUGGCGCUAAUGGCCAUGUUGCCCAGCCUGACGGUGAACGCCGUCCGGGAGAGUACCGGUAAGUUCUUGCAAGACCACCGUGACCACAGUGAGCGUCUCUUCACCAAAUGUCGUAGUGCCAAGUGCAGCAGUCAAAGCUUUGAGCUCUCAGGAGAUGGAGGAAGACUUCUAUUCGAGGAGUGCCAGGUCAAAGAGAACCAGCCCCUCGAAACAGCGAGUGGUGAGACCAUGUGCCAGGAAACAUGCACUGUCAGAGACUCGAAGGAUCAGCCCAGGACCGUGACAGUCUGGCACAAAAGUGGCCACGGACUUCAGGUUUGCCAGUUGCAGGUGGGCUAUGACUUCUGUGAAGACACCUGCUGCCGUAGCAAGUGCAGUGGCCAAAGCUACGAACUGAAAACCGAAUGGAAAGGCCAGUGGCAAUUCCAGGAUUGCGAGUUGAAGGGCUCCUUUGGCAGUGGGUACCGUACCCUAUGUGCGGAGAAGUGCACGGUCGUCCACACCAAAGAAUCGCAACAAGUGCUGGUCUUGCGGGAAAGCGGGCCUGAACCACAGUGUGAACUGCAGAAAGUCGGGUUUCCAGAAAUGGCCAUUCAAUUUGUUGAACAACUCGAACAUGAUGCCCUGAAAAUUACGGAUGGCGAGUAUUGGCGGCUGCCGCUGAUGGAGGCAAAGAAAAUCAAAUUCUUCCUAUCGAAAGUGAAGGAAGACGUCCUUAUGCCAGAGUUUCAAGCUGCUGAGGGGCAUGGCGCCAGCCGAGAGAUCUCGACGGAGGUCAAACAUGUCGCGAUCAUUGGAGAUCUUCAUGGACAGCUCUUCAAUCUCAUUGCUCACUUGAUCCGUAUCAAGGAGACUUACAAGGACAAGGGGUUCAUUCCGCUUGAUGGAUCCUCGUUGCUUUUCUGUGAUCCGCGCAUGCAGUACAUCUUCCUGGGCGACUACGUGGAUCGGGGUGAAAGAGGAAUUGAACUGCUGCUGCUCCUGUUAGCCUAUAAGGCCACCGUCCGUCGUCCGGUCAGACCAUGUGGGUUCCGCCUGCCGCGGUGCUCGAUGCCCUCAGGGCCUGAUACUGUUGAACGGCAACCAUGAGGAUCCGAGUGUAUUCGAAAGCUACGGGUUUUUGGAGGAGCUGCAAACCAAGUUCGAUGACAACCCCAUCACCCAGCAAGUCAUCGAUGUCCUCCAGAUUUUGCCAUAUGUUGCCGUGGUGCCUGGCAAUUUCAUGGCCAUGCACGGUGGCAUCACCCCCGCGUUCGUGAAGGCGUGCACGGGAAAAGCUGGUCGGUUUGGC